GAGAAGACACAAAGGGCGCCAGGGGAGGCCGAUUUCUCUCCCGACCAUGAUUCAGGAGGAAGCUCGGCCACGGCCCAGGCCAGCUGGCAGCGCCUGCAGCGGAGGGCUUGCAGAGACAGGUCUCAGAGACCCACCCCGGGCCCUGUAAAGAAGGCACCUCCUCCGUCACAAGCUCUCAGGCCUUCCAAGUUCUGCUUCGAUUGAGGACUUGGCGCAAUGUGCCCAGCAGGACCCGCGUGAGGGCACCGGCGUCUUCUCGCCGACAUGACCCCCAGGGACAGCGCAGGCCCCGUGCGCAGCCUCAAGUUUGUGACUCUGCUGGUGGCCCUGAGUCCAGACCUCCUCCGCUGGGGAGCCGGGCUGCAGCUUCGGGACAACGGCUACGAGGAGCUGCUUGUUGCCCUGCAUCCUCAGGUGUCCGAGGACCCGAGCCUCAUCCCGCACAUUAAGGAAAUGAUAACGGAAGCUUCCUUUUACCUGUUCAACGCUACCAAGAGAAGAGUGUUUUUCAGAAGUAUAAAGAUUUUAAUACCUGCCACAUGGACAGCCAAUAAUUAUAGCAAAGUGAAACAAGAAUCAUAUGAAAAGGCGCAGGUCCUGGUGACUGACUGGCACGCAGCACCCGGAGACAGCCCGCACACCCUGCAGUACAGAGGGUGCGGGAAAGAGGGAAAAUACAUUCAUUUCACGCCUGACUUUCUCCUAAAUGAUGCCUUAACGGCCGGCUACGGAUCACGAGGCAGAGUGUUUGUGCACGAGUGGGCCCAUCUCCGCUGGGGCGUGUUCGAUGAGUACAACCGUGAGAAGCCUUUCUACAUAAAUGGGCAAAAUCAAGUUAAAGUAACAAGGUGUUCAUCUGACAUCACAGGCGUUUUCGUGUGUGAAAAAGGUCCUUGCCCCCAAGAAAACUGUAUUAUUAGCAAGCUUUUCAAAGAAGGAUGCAUGUUUCUAUUCAAUAGCACCCAACACGCAACUGCAUCGAUAAUGUUCAUGCAAAGUUUACCUUCUGUGGUUGAAUUCUGUAACGCGAGUACCCACAACCAAGAAGCCCCAAACCUACAGAACCAGCUGUGCAGCCUCCGAAGUGCAUGGGAUGUAAUCAGAGCCUCGGGCGACUUUCAGCACAGCGAGCCCAUGAAGGGGACGGAGCUCCCGCCGCCUCCCACGUUCACCCUCCUACAGGCUGGCGACAGAGUGGUCUGUUUGGUGCUAGAUGUGUCCAGCAGGAUGGCAGAGGCUGACAGACUCCUUCGACUGCAACAAGCGGCAGCAUUCUACCUGACACACAUGGUUGAGAGUCACACCUUUGUGGGCAUUGCCAGUUUUAACGGCCAAGGGGAGAUCAGAGCCCAGCUACACCAAAUUAACAGUGACGACGACCGGAAGCUGCUGGUUUCGUACCUGCCUGCCGCAGUGUCAGCUGAAGCAGAAGCCAGCGUCUGCUCAGGGCUGAAGAAGGGAUUUGAGGUGGUGGAAAAACUGAAAGGAAAAGCCUUCGGCUCGGUGAUGAUCCUCGCGGCCAGCGGAGGCGACCAGCGCAUCUCCGACUGCUUCCUCGCCGCGCUCAGCAGCGGCUCCACGGUUCACACCCUCGCGCUCGGCUCAUCCGCGGUCGACAGCCUGGAGGAACUGGCGCGACUUACUGGAGGUCUAAAGUUCUUUGUUCCAGAUAAAUCCGACUCCACCAGCAUGAUUGAUGCCUUCAGUAGAAUUUCUUCUGGAACCGGAGAUGUUUUUCAGCAGCAUAUUCAGCUUGAAAGCACAGGUGAAACCGUUAAACCCCACCAUCAGCUGACAAACUCUGUGACUGUGGAUGACGGCGUGGGCAAUGACACCACCUUCCUAGUCACGUGGCAGACUGGUGGCCCCCCAGAGAUGGUAUUACGUGAUCCUAACGGGAGAAAGUACCACACAGACGAUUUUGUCACCAGUCUGGCUUUGCAGACCGCUCGCCUCUGGAUUCCAGGCACUGCUCAGCCGGGGCUGUGGACUUACACACUGAACAAUAGCCACCAUUCUCCUCAAGCCUUGAAAGUGACAGUGACCUCUCGCGCCUCCCUCCCAGCCGUGCCCCCUGCCACUGUGGAAGCCUUUGUGGAGAGAGACAGCACCCGCUUUCCCCAUCCCAUGAUGAUUUAUGCAAUUGUCAGAAGGGGGUUUUAUCCCAUUCUCAACGCCACUGUAACAGCUACAGUUGAGCCAGAGGCUGCAGAUCCUGUUACACUGCGACUUUUGGAUGAUGGAGCAGGUGCUGAUGUUAUCAAAAACGAUGGAAUUUACUCGAGGUAUUUUUUUUCCUUUGCUGGAAAUGGUAGAUACAGCUUGAAAGUGCAUGUCAGUCACCCGGCCAGCGUCAGCGCCGCAACCCGCUCUGGUCCAGGAAGUCACGCUAUGUAUGUGCCAGGUUACAUAACAAACGGCAAUAUUCAGAUGAACGCCCCAAGAAAACCCGUGGGCAGGAGUGAGGAGGAACAAAAGUGGGGCCUUAGCCGAGCAGCCUCGGGGGGCUCCUUUUCUGUGCUGGGCGUUCCAGCCGGCCCCCACCCUGACAUGUUUCCCCCAUGCAAAAUUGUUGACCUGGAAGCUGUGAAAGUAGAAGAGGAGGUGGCUUUAUCUUGGACUGCACCUGGAGAAGACUUUGAUCAGGGCCAGGCUAAAAGCUAUGAAAUAAGAAUAAGUAAAAGUCUGCAGAAUAUUCAAGAUGACUUCAACAGUGCCAUUUUAGUGAAUUCAUCAAAGCUAAAGCCUCAGCAGGCUGGUACCAAGGAGACGUUUACAUUCUCACCUGAGCUUUUCACAAAUGGACCUGAACAUCAAGCUGAUGGAGAGACACAAAGAAGCCACCGAAUUUACGUGGCAAUACGAGCGGUAGAUAGGAACUCCUUAAGGUCUGCUGUAUCUAACGUUGCCCAGGCAUCUCUGUCAGUUCCCCCAAAUUCUACUCCUGUCCUUGCUAGAGAUGAUCUUAUAUUGAAAGGGGUUUUGACAGCAAUAAGUUUUAUAGGAGUCAUCUGCCUCACUAUAGUUAUCAUACAUUGUACUUUAAACAGGAAAAAGAGAGCAGAUAAGAGAGGGAAUGAAACAAAAUUACUAUAAACAAAUGUACAGAGUACUUUCCUUCUUAAAUAUAAAAACCAUGGCUUUUGCUCUUUAAAAAAUAUACCAAUAAAGUAAAAUUAACAUCUGA
Messenger RNA from Sus scrofa (pig), 3187 nucleotides. RefSeq names its product chloride channel accessory 2 (gene CLCA2). Lineage: Eukaryota; Metazoa; Chordata; Mammalia; Artiodactyla; Suidae. Gene Ontology annotation, biological process: chloride transport. Gene Ontology annotation, molecular function: intracellularly calcium-gated chloride channel activity. The record is from RefSeq and is a predicted model, not a curated record. Gene Ontology annotation, cellular component: plasma membrane.